GGGCGUGUAAUUUUUUUUAUGAAAAAUAUCAGUGUGUUUUUUUUUGUCGGUAGUAAAUUAAUUAUUUUCAUAAGAUCCAUAUGGACAAGAUAGGUCCACAUGCUAUACUGACCCAAUGUUGACAGUAUGCAUGCAAACAAGCCCAAUAACAAGGGAGUUCACAUGAAAAUUAUAUAACAGCCCAGUCAUUGUUUCAGUACUGAAGAGAAGGGAUGAUACAUUUUCUUGUAUUUUCUAUUUUAAUAAUAUAUAAAUUUAUUUCAGAGAUAUAUUUAUUUUAUAUCCCCCACUUUUUUUUUCAACUAAAAACACCUUAUCUCCAUUGUCUUUAUUUUUUAUGCUAGGACAGUGAAUAAACACAAUCUUUUUUUAUUAUUAUUAUUAACGUGAGUGUUCGGGUCAGCUUGCGCGUACCUCGACUAAUCCCAUGAACUCAGAAGUUAACGACCAUGUAAACAUUCAGUAGCUAUCAUAUUAGCAAUCACAUGGCUCGAACCUAAAAUCAUAAAAAAAACAAAUCUCUUGAUCUCAAACUUUUAUUACUGGCAAGAUGGUUAAUAAACACAAUCUUUACUUGGUUGUGACAGUGGAGAGUCUCAACAAAACUUUGUAUGCAUUUAUUUCUUCUCUGUUUUUUAAUUUAUUAUUUAUUUUCUUAUCUUAUUUUCCCCCUUUUAUUUUCUCCCGAUUUUAUUUAUGAUCACGAUUUUGCAAUGCUUACUUUAUCCUUUUUCACUCAAUUAUCUCACCAAAAUGAAUGAAAACAAUUUUAGAAUAUUAGAAUAAUCAUAUAAAUGUAUUUUUUAAAUUUUAAAAAAAUCAUUAAAAUAAAAAAGGUAAAAAAUAAGUCACAACAACAGCCCUGAACCUAGGUUACCAUAAAAAAUUAUUGGAUAUGAAUAUGCACAAGAAAAGUCAAUAUAUUUAGGCAUGUUAAUAAUUAUGAAGAGGACAAACCUUCUGGAAGGAAACUGGCACUGUUAGCAAUCUUUAAUGAUGCUAAACUCCCCCACUUUGUCCAAAAUUUAUUUUCUAUGAGAAAAGUCUUACCCAAAUUUGAUUUUUUUUAUGCUGCUAGUUGCUUCAAGAACUUGCUCUCCUGCUCUAUAAAUAAAUAAUCCAAACCCCAGAAGAAUUUCAAGAGGCAUAAACUGUGACAUCCAAUAUUAUUCAAUAAUUAAUAAACACAGCAACUCCAAGAAUAUCUUUCUUUUAGAGCAUUCUAGAGAUGGAAAAGGCACGUACGGUUGGUGUCGGCAUGGAUUACUCUUCCACAAGCAAAGCAGCCCUGCGUUGGGCGGCUGAGAAUUUGAUAGGUGAAGGCGACCGAAUUAUUCUGAUCCAAGUUCAGCCUCCUAACGCUGAUCAUACCAGGAAGCAGCUUUUUGAGGGCACUGGAUCACCCUUAGUGCCACUCGCGGAAUUCAGGGAGAUCAAUUUUUCAAAGCAGUACGGGCUUACUUAUGAUCGUGAAGUUCUUGAUAUUCUGGAUACAGUUUCAAGGACCAAGGGGGCUGAAGUGGUGGCGAAGGUCUACUGGGGAGAUCCAAGGGAGAAGUUGAUUGAUGCUGUGGAAGAUCUUAAGUUGGAUUCUCUUGUUAUGGGAAGUAGGGGUUUAGGUGCUAUCAAAAGGGUGUUGCUUGGGAGUGUCAGCAACUACGUGGUGACAAAUGCUCCAUGUCCAGUCACUGUAGUCAAGGGAUCCAAACCUUAAUGACCUCAAGAAUCUAGCUUGUGUCGCAACAUGGGAUUGCUGACGAUAUCACGAGGCUCAAUGUGUGUAUUUUCAUGUGUAGAAUACAGUAUUAUUAUUUUUUACUGUGACGUUGGUAUUUGGUAAGAGUAGAUACAAGUUACGAGUGCUGGUGUGAUAAAAGGGUGACAAGGAUAUCAAUGAUUUGCUUCCAAUUUGAGCUUAUCUCUAUUUAUUUUCCGUAGAUAUAAAUAUUUUUUAAUUAUUAUAUUAGAAAGUCCACUUAAUCAUUCUUUUAAA
This is a messenger RNA of Populus nigra (black poplar), 1993 nucleotides long. Its product is annotated as universal stress protein PHOS32-like. NCBI's taxonomy places the organism in Eukaryota, Viridiplantae, Streptophyta, Magnoliopsida, Malpighiales, Salicaceae. The transcript is spliced from 4 exons. Bases 1229 to 1714 code for a protein of 161 amino acids. The record is from RefSeq and is a predicted model, not a curated record.